Molecule: messenger RNA, 6809 nt
Organism: Orbicella faveolata
Lineage: Eukaryota; Metazoa; Cnidaria; Anthozoa; Scleractinia; Merulinidae
Biological process (GO): cell surface receptor signaling pathway; G protein-coupled receptor signaling pathway
Cellular component (GO): plasma membrane
Molecular function (GO): G protein-coupled receptor activity
Source: RefSeq, a predicted model, not a curated record
UCGAUUUACUUUUCUCUUCAAAGGCAGCUGACUUGGUCGUCCCCUCGAGCCAGUCUCAUUUUGCGUUAUAACGACAAUUCUGGCGACAACAGUUGCCGGUUUAAUGUGCAGAAUUUGAAAAAAAAACCAGUCGCUUCUGCUAGAAAAACCUGUCUAAGUUUCGCCGCCAUGGACAAGAAAAGACGGACUAGGUCAUUUUGCCAAUCGUUUAUCUCAAAGAUUAAUGGCGUCUUGCUCCUUUUGCUGUUGCAAUCAGGUCCUGUGUACAGCGCGGGCUCCAAUUUUAUUAUCAAUACAACGGCAGCAACGAUACAUGAGAUUGACAAUAGUCCAAAAAGUACUGGAAUAAUAGAAAACAGAACGUUCCACGGUCCAAAUAACGGUACAUGGAGUUACUCAGUGGCAUCCUUUAAUCUGACCGAUUCGGUUGCUGUUGGCAUCUUUUCGUCCGCAAGCAACGUAUCUAUAUGUGGUGCGCAUGCGCUCUCUGUGACUGUGCAAGGCAACUUUACAAUAGGCACGGAGCUUGACGUGAGCGGACAAGAAGUCAAUUUCACCUCACGCGAUAAACCGCUGUUUUGGCUUGGUGGAUUUGUACGUGUCAACAAGUCUUGUUGUACACUAGGAGCGGGGCCUGGUGGUGCUUUCAGCUAUCAUGGAGGAGGCCAUGGUGGAAGAGGAGGUGGUUUUUAUCAAGAUAGGAACACCAGUAGAUUCUUUGGGUGGUCGUACUAUGACACGUCUUACUUGCUCGGUGGAAGUACAGGAACAGUUUUGUUCAGCAGCAAAUCUGGCUCUGGUGGUGGAGCUAUUGAAUUAGUCGCUGAAAACGGAAUCCUGACCGUUGAUGCUCCAAUUAAAGCAGACGGUUACUCAAGUAGUAACACAAGUGACGAUCACUGUGCAGGAGGUAGUUCAGGUGGACUGAUAAGACUACAAGGAAAUAAGGUGAUCAUAGGAAGUAACGGACGAUUAUCGGCAGCUGGUGGGGACAGCGGUUACAGUUUGAAUCAUUCUCAUUACUGUGGGGGUGGAGGAGGGGGUGGAGUUAUCCAAGUGUUUUCGCUCACUGAUAAUACAAACUAUAUAGCCAACAGUACAAUCAGUACGCGGCCUGGACUCGGAAUACAGGAUGGCGAGGAAGGGUUGGAGCAAGUCGCUGUGUACUUCGACAGAGAUAUGGACUUGGUUAUCAACACUUCCUCAUGUAAAAUGACUUGGGCUUCUGACUACGAAUACCUAGGCACUGUUGAGGACCGAAUAUUCAACGUAACCACAGACGAAGGCAAAGAAAUGACGGAGGAUUUCGAAGUCUGCAAAAUCGAAUUUACUUCGUCGAUAUUUAUUGGGCCAAGAGUGCGCGUAAAAUUCAGUGGACAUCUAGCACUUUCUUUAAUCAGCACACAUGGGAAUAUCGAAAUCAAUUCGCCGUUAAACAUCAGUGGGUUUGAAUUGUCGGUAAGCUCAAGUGUUGGAGGCUACGUGAAGACUUCAGGCGAUGGCUCAGAUGCAGGCCCUGCAAAUGUCUCAAACUGCAGCUCACCUGACUUGUACGGACAUGAUUUUGACGCGCUCUUAGGAGGAAGUGUAUGCUCAUUUUCGUAUGGGAACCAUCAAAUAACUGCGGUUGGAGGCGGGGCCUUGGAGUUGAGAGCAAGGAAUGGAGCGAUUGUCAUAGCUUCUACCAUCUCAGCGGAUGGGUAUUCCUCAGACACUGCCAGGGUUGGCGCCAUGGGAGGCACUAUCCGGUUAGACGCUAACAAGGUCAUUUUGCAAAGAAAGGGCCUUUUGACAGCUCGAGGAUGGCAGGCCGGUGGUGGUGUGAUCCAGAUAUGGAGUGACGAGGACAUGGAAGGAAUCUGUGACUCAAAAUUUGACGUAACUGGUAACACACUUGGUCUUGUCAACAUCCUUGUUUCCACCGCGAACACGUUUCAAGUGCAGUAUAUUCAGCAAGGAAUCUUAGAGAUCGAUACGACCAAUGCCAGAUGGAUGCACAAGUUGUCUUCAAAUUCGUCCAUGUUAUAUUCGUAUUACGGUAAAAUAGAAUCAAGGGAGAUACCAGCUCUCAACAUUCAAUAUAAAGUCGCGAAAUUUGAGUUCCAGACACCGAUUCUCAUCAACGGCUCUGCAGAGGUUAAGUUGUCGGGUUCACACUCGCUAUCUGUGUCCAGCGAUGAGGGUAUCUACAUCGGUGUGGAUGUUGUAGUGGGAAAACCAAAAGUGAACGAGGACAAAUCUGUCGGUGGAUAUUGCGUCCGGGGUUCACGUGCUCCAGAAGGACUUGGGCCCGGAAGAGGACGGACUGGUACCAAUGCUGGCGCUGGGCAUGGUGGGAAGGGUGGCUUAUUGUUUGAGGAUGGUAAUGGAACAAUUUAUGGCAGAACGUACGGAAUACGUCAUGAUAUAGAACUUAUUGGUGGAAGUACAGGAACAGCGAAUUGCUCGUCAAAUGAUUGUACCGCAAAGAACUCACCAGAGUUUGUGGUGGCGUGGGGUGGAGGAGCUAUUGAAAUUCACACAAAGAAGAACUUAACGAUCAAUGCUGCAAUUCUUGUCAAUGGUAAGACGUUUUCACUUUUUAAUGAGACCAGUAGCGGUGGAAGCAGUGGUGGAACAAUUAUCCUUUCAUCCUUGAAGCACGUGAUCCUAGGUGACAAUGCAAAACUACAAGCUCAAGGAGCGGAUGCGGUCCAAAAUUUUUCUGACAGCUCUCCCCGUGGGGGAGGUGGAGGAGGCGUCAUUGCAAUCUUCUACAAUGAGGGAUUAGUGGGAGACCCUCCGACUCCAGGUGUAGACACCAAGGGAGGAGUUGGCACCACUUCAGGGGAUAACGGUCUGGUAGUUUUGAACGGGACCCGGUAUUACGGAUUUCCAUCGCUGGUUAUCGAAGCGGGAGAAAUCUCUAUGGGCUGCGUAAUUUUCAACUCUUCCUCACUUUCGCCUUUUCACGAAGUGGAUCUCAAAGCUCACGAAGAGGCACCUUCGAAAUGUGUCGAAGAAUGCCGUACUUCGAAAUAUCAUUACGCUUUAAUCCGACGUAAAGCCUGCAAAUGCACCAAUCAUAACUCGACUCUGCAACAAGUGGACGUAUCAAGAUGCUCUGUGAGAUGCUGGUCAAAUUCUUCACUGAUUUGUGGUGGCGAGCAGCCUUCUGAAUAUAGUGCAUACAGGACAGGUUACAUUUUUUCAUCUUCGUCCGCGGUAAUGAGCAGCGCUACGCCGGUAGCCAGUGCUGUUUUACCAAGUAAGACCUCUGUGGUAGUGAUGGCCUCGUCUUCAGUCUCUCUGGCAACAGAAUCAACAAACGAACCAACAACAGAACCUACAAAAGAGUCGACCACACCUUCCGAAGAACCAACAACUAGAUCACCCACCGAACCAUCGGAAAAGUUUAAAGAAAUUGCAAAUGCAACUAUAACAGAAAAGAACGUGGUUGUCGUGGUAAAACAGCUGAAAAACUUGACGAGCGAAGAAACGCUGAAUGGUGGAGACACGAAAGUCGCACUGGAAAUCCUGCACAAAAUCACCUUUAAUGACAGUUUGCUUCCUAAAAACAAAAGCGAAAGACAAAAGUUAGGACAGAACAUCCUUGAGGUUGCUAGCUCACUUUUGUCGAAGAAAAACAUCGAUAACUGGGGAGUACCAACUAAGAAAGAUAAUAACACAGGAGGGGUGACGUCCCAAACUCAGGUUUUGGAACUGGUAGAAAACAUUGGUUUGAAAAUUGGCGAACAACUUGACAACAACGCUAGCUUAGUCAUCGAGAGUCAGAACAUCGCUAUGGGCGUGGAGACAAGAGUCCCUGACGAGACAGCUCUGGGUGCAGAAUAUCCUAAUUAUGGUGAACUCAGCUCUGAAUGGAAAGGACACGAUUGCGUGUUUGUACACAAAGAACUUUUCGAUGAAAUGGCCACAGACAAAAGCUCAAGAACAACAGUUGUAUACGCCCUCUACAACCAAAUAAGUGAACUUUUUCCCGCAAACACAAACAACAAAGAAAGCUCCAAAGAUCUGAUCGUGAACUCUCGAAUUCUGGCAUUGAAAUUUAACAAACAAACUAGCCCUCCGUUCAAGAAACCCAUAAAAUUGUGGUUUGAUAAGCUAAAGACUGAAAAUGUAACGAAGCCUUCCUGCUCCUUUGUAGACUUUAAAAAAAAUGGAGGCACCUGGUCAGAUACUGGUUGUAACAUGGUUGAUGUGAAUGGUCCGACCGUAGAGUGCGCUUGCGAUCAUCUCACAAACUUCGCAAUCUUGAUGCAAGUCAAAGAAUUUGAAGUCCCAGUGGAACACGUGAAAGCUUUAACAAUCAUCACUUAUGUAGGAUGUGGAAUAUCUUUAUUUGGGCUUGCACUCACCCUCGCUACCUUCCUGUCCCUAGAGACACUGGCUUCGGAACGCACCUCAAUCCACAAAAAUCUCGUUGUUGCCAUUGGACUUGCGCAGAUUGUCUUCCUGGCUGGAAUAGAUGCCAUCUACAACCCUAUUGCGUGCAAAGCAGUGGCCUUGUUCUUGCACUAUUUAUACACAGCGGCUUUUACGUGGAUGCUGUGUGAGGGAAUUCAUCUUUACAGUAAAGUGGUGGAGGUGUUUAGUGAGGGAUCCAAAAUGAAAUACUACUACGCACUGGGAUGGGGUGUACCACUGACCAUUGUGUUUAUCUCCGCUUGCUCUCGCUGGGGUGGAUACGGGAACGAGCGAGCCUGCUGGAUUUCAAUCCAGGAUGGCCUGAUCUGGGCCUUUGUUGCUCCGGUUCUUAUCAUAAUGGUGAUCAACUUUGUUGUCAUGAUAAUGGUCAUCAAGGUCAUCAUUGCAUCUGUGACGUCACUGCAGAACCCUGGAAACACCUCGCAAGUCCGGGCUGGUGUGAAAGGCAUGAUUGUUCUUCUGCCAUUGCUUGGCUUGACCUGGGUGUUUGGUAUCAUGGCCAUCAAUAAGGACACCAUCGCUUUUCAGUAUCUGUUUGCGAUCCUCAACUCGCUGCAGGGACUUUUCAUUUUUGCUUUCCACUGCAUCGGAAAUACCGAGGUACGGGUGGCGUACAAGAGACUCCACGAGAAAAGAACUUUGGCAAAGAGCCUGCCUGAACAUUCUUUGUCCACUUCUCACCAUUCAACAAAAUCGAUGCGAGUUAAUGACAAAAACAGUUUUUUGCUGCAAAAUUUUGUUCUCUUCAAAACGAAGACCAUUCGCAGCGUGUCUGAUGUGAAGCUUUCUGGAGACAAUAUGGCUAUGCAAACGAUUCGACCUGGAUCACGCAAAACGAGCGUGAGAAGCUCAACAAGUGGACAAGGCAUUCAUAAUGAAUACUUAGAACAAAGGAAACCAUUAACUAGAUUAGGCAAAACAGAAAACACAACAACAAACCAAACAAAGUCGUACUUUCACAACUUCAAACCCAGGGUCGGCUUACGUUCUUGCAACAUCGUGUAACUUGAAAAGAUUGAAUAUAAGUUUCUUAUUGUUCACUGAAUUCUUCAGCGUAAAACUCUUUUGCAUACUUUACGUUUAAAAAUAUUUGAAACCUGUGUCUACGAAUUUCACAUUUCUGGCCAUAUUUUGUUGAGGAGUAGCGUAUUUUGUAGGUAAUAGCUACUAUGUCAUAGUGUUAAACUACGGAGUAGAAUUCCACGGAUGACAACGACUUCCACGGAUGACAUAGACUUUGUAACUGUUUGAGAGUACCUUGGAGGCUUUGUUUGCACUUCGAGCAUUUUCCCGAGAGCAAGAAAAUCUUACACUACUGAAUUAAUUUAUGCAGAAGAAAAAAGAAAACCUAUAACCUCACUUCCCAUCAUAAAAUAACUCGAUAUUCGUGUAUAUACAAGUGCUUAUAAUUUAAGUUGUUACAUAAUGUGUGUCAUACAAACAUCUAGAGUAAUCACUGCGUUCAAUAACAUUGAAAAGUGGUAAUGCUAGCAUAUGUAUAAAUAAUAAAUAUGAUAUAUAAAAAGACGUCGGAAAGAACAUUAGGUAGAUUGUGCUUCUCUCAGCUUGUGGUUAUGUAUAUCAGUAAAAUACAUCAAGAACCAUAAAGGUAUAAGGUUAGUAUCAAGCUGGCUAGGCUUUGCUAUUACAACUGAAAUAUUCUGCACGAUGACAAAAAAAAAAUUCUGUGCAGGAUCAUAGAUGGCUUUCUCAUAUAAGUUCUGGAUCUGGCAAUUUUCAAUCAAAAGCUACGUGAUUUGUCACGUGAUGUGUAUGAAAGUUUUAAAACCGCUUUGAAAUGCGAAAAGCGAUAAAAACCCGUCUGUGUGCUAAAGUUGGUCUCAUAGGCCUUAAUGUGCUUAAACUGAAGAGCGUGCUAGACGCAUACUCUCCAAAAAUAGCACCACCUAGUCAGGCGUCCACGUGCUCCUGACCUAGGCCAUAAGUCAUCUAUGUCUAUGUAUCAGAAUGGCAUAGCGAAACGUAGCAGAGACUGGUUUUGAUUGUAAUUUAGUCACGAGGUACUCAAGAAAAAUACUAAGCAGUGCACCAUUUAAUAUAUAUAUCGAUUACCUUCAAUAUAUUAGUUGUUUUCUGUUAGUUUUUGUGCCGCACUUUUCAUGUUAUCUCAUCAUAAAUUUAGGAAAGACGCGACGUCACAUGACCACGCCAGAACGAGAACAAUAGUCUGGACACUACUUGUUUUUAACGCCGUUCACGCGAUAUCGAUACAGCGUUUUCGAUGAGGCGGCCUCAAUAGACCGAAUGUGCGUCAGGAUGUCACGCUGUCUUUGUUUAAUCUACGUUGUGUUACAUGUAGAAUGUGUAUCUUGUCACCAAGUGAACACAUUGCCGUCAAUAAAGCAUAGUUGAUGACCAAA